Colletotrichum abscissum is the source of this 369-nucleotide messenger RNA. RefSeq lists its product as uncharacterized. The record is from RefSeq and is a predicted model, not a curated record. The coding region runs from base 1 to 369 and encodes 122 amino acids. NCBI's taxonomy places the organism in Eukaryota, Fungi, Ascomycota, Sordariomycetes, Glomerellales, Glomerellaceae. The transcript has a single exon.
AUGAUUGUAAUUUUCCUAACUACGGCAGCCCAAGUCUUAGGGGCAUCGCGCACAAGAGCAAACCCGUUUGUUAGAAGGCCGCGUCUAGAAAGAAACGAGGAGUUCACUGGCGUUGCCAACACGACUGCUUCCGUCUCCAAGUCUACGCACCACAAGGUACAAUUUAUCGAGCUUCGUGCCGACCAUAAAGCUGCCCUGCUGGGAUGCUUGCCAAGACCAAGUGCUAGAAGUGGAAGCGGAGUCUUUUUUUUACGAGCAUGGCGGAAUACUGAGACUUGUCUCAGAGUCACUGGAGUGAAGACUACAUGCUGUGCGACCCGUGGGAGGAGAGCGUGGUCUGAGGCUCUAAGCAGGUGGUGGAGGAUCUAG